Stegodyphus dumicola is the source of this 2231-nucleotide messenger RNA. Its product is annotated as limulus clotting factor C-like. Gene Ontology annotation, biological process: proteolysis. Gene Ontology annotation, molecular function: serine-type endopeptidase activity. NCBI's taxonomy places the organism in Eukaryota, Metazoa, Arthropoda, Arachnida, Araneae, Eresidae. The record is from RefSeq and is a predicted model, not a curated record.
AAGAACAGGCAACCUAGCAACUGGCAAUGUAAUCACACAGCAAUAGAUACAGCAUGCGAUAUCAGUUGCCAUGCUCCUGAUACACCUGAAGCCAGUACUGAAAUUUACAGGCAUGUCUGUAGUAUAAAGGGGUUAUGGUCACCCACAUUACCAUCUUGUGUUCAAGGAUUUUUGGGGUGCGAGGAUCCGGGAGAUAUUCCUUUUUCUCGUCGCAUCAUCCCUCUGAAUGGAUUAAAUGUAGGAUCUUCUAUUCAUUAUGAAUGCAAUGAAAGAUUUUCAAUACUGGGAGACGCAAAAAUCGUCUGUCAGGAAAAUGGACAGUGGUCAUCUGUUAAACCCCAGUGCAUUCCGAAGGAAAAUAUUCCAGAUCACUGCUCAAAACCAAACGCUCCUAAAAACUCUAUUGCUCAUGUGAACUUUCCUGAUCAGCAACCUUUACAAGUGUUCCUGAAUGCAAACAUGUCCUUGUCACAGAGGUUGCGCGUGAUAAAUAUAAUUCGAAGACAAGGUGGAGACUUUUCUGACGUACCUGAAGAAAUGUUUUUAGUGGGUACUAGAGUACAGUACAAAUGUAAAUCACGUUUUUACAAACUGUACGGCUCAGAAUACCAGACCUGUUUACCAUCUCGCACAUGGAGUGGAUAUCAACCAGCCUGUAUACCAGACUGUGGCAAAUCAGAUUCUCCAAGGACACCCUUUAUCAUCAACGGUAAUGCAAGCGAAAUUGGACAGUGGCCAUGGCAAGUGGGAAUUGCCUUAAGAAGGCAUGAAGGAUUGGAACUUAUAUGUGGAGGGGCUUUAAUCAGUGAAUUAUGGGUGCUGACGGCAGCCCAUUGCGUAACGAAGAAGUUCUCUAACAUUCCUAUGGAUCUAAAUGAAGUGUUGAUAUUUUGUGGAAAAUAUUACAGAAGCUUUAAACGGGAGGACAAUUACGUGCAAGUUAGGAAGGUCCUACAAAUCGUAGUUCAUGAUGAAUAUGAUUUUAUUCACUAUGAUGGGGAUAUAGCCAUUUUACAACUAGAAGAAGCUGUAAAAUUUACGACUAGAGUUAAGCCCAUAUGUUUACCAAACGAAUUGACUACAAGAGAAAAUGUUAGAGAUGGUAAAAAGGGAAUUGUUACUGGUUGGGGGCUGACUGAAUCAGGGAAGUUCUCUGAAACCCUUAAAGAAGCUGUUCUACCAGUAGUAUCACAUGAUAGAUGUGAGAAAGCUUACAGAGAAGGCCUGCGGACUGUAACCGUAACUGAAAAUAUGUUCUGUGCUGGUUAUGAGGCUGGCACUUCGGAUACAUGCAAUGGAGAUAGUGGAGGACCGUUCAUGUUUUCAUUUGGGUCUGCUAAUGACAACCGUUGGUAUCUGGAAGGACUGGUCAGUUGGGGCAGCGAGUCUGGAUGCGGAAAGGCUUAUCGUUACUCCGGCUUCACAAAAGUUAGCAGAUUUGUAUCCUGGAUAAAUAUGUUAAUUUGAGAAUUCAGCAUUCAGAAGCUACAGUAAAAUGGAAAAAUUUAGCAAAAUAGCAUACUUCGACUUGAAAAAAUGGAAAUAAGACUUUCAAAACCAUUUGAGUCAUCUUAUUCAUAAUGUAUUUCACAAAUUUAGAACUAAUAAUUUCUGUUAUGGUAUCAAAAUAGCCAUUUUUUAAAAGAAUGACAUGUCUCUUUCUGUAGUAUAAGCAUAUUUCAUACACAUCCAUACACAGGGCCGAUGGCAGAGCAGAUGCAGUCAAAAGUCAGAACUUAGAAACAGCAAAUUUUUUAGAAUUUAGGAAACAGCCGAACGACAUAAAUUAGGAGUGCAAUGGAAAGCAAAAUACCUACCGUUGGCCAUGCUGAUAGAUUACGGUUUUCACUUUGUCGUAAAGAAAACUAAAUUAUUCCCCAAGAAAAUUUAAUUUUUUUUUAAAUUUUUCAUUAUGUGCAAAAAUGUUUUGGAAAGUAAGAUCUAGUAUUUGCUUAAAAGUGGCAGAAGUAUUUGGACAAAGCAUAGCUGCAUUGAAACCCAGAAAUGUCUGUCACAUUUCAAGAAUUUUAUUUUUUAUAUAGAUUCUUGUAUUCUGUUUUCAAGAAUCUAUAUUUAGAAUAAGAUUUAAAAAAAUACAGACUUGAAUAUUUUGUGGACGGUGCUUUCUGUAAACCUUGCUAUAAUUUCAUAACAAUUAGGUAUUUUUAUUUGAAACUUCAGGAAAUGUCUGGCAUUUGUAAGGAUAAAUGCAUUUUCUGAAUAAAAACGAA